GCGCCGGGAGGGGGAGCCUGUCGGGAGCGAGGGCAACCACCGGGGGAAGGGGAUGGAAGCCGCCCGAACAAAAAAUGCCCCAAGUGUCACAAAGGCUUUCAUUGGGCGAAUCAGUGCCGUUCUGUCCCUUCGGGAAACUCCCAGUCGGGCUCCCCUCGGGCCCCGGUUUAACCGAGGGAGAGAGCGGUUUCCCUCCCCCUGCCACUUCUGGUAGUGCGGGCAUCGAUUUGGAAAACGCACAGGAUAUGGACUCUCAGCUCCCCGGGGAGGUACUCCUAAUGCCCACUCAACUUCGGGGUCCUCUCCCUCCCGGGACGGUGGGGCUCGUGCUCCCCCGUUCUUCCGCUCACUAUAAAGGCAUUAUGACUGUCCCGGGGGUCAUUGAUGCUGAUUAUACUGGCACCAUCUAUGCCCAAUAUUGGGGGCAGCUUCCGCUGUCCCUUAAGAAAGGGGAGUCCUGGUCCCAAUUGUUGUUGCUUCCUUACUAUUGUUCCGCAGUUUCCCUACAGGAACGUACAGGGGGAUUUGGCUCCACACGUGCUAACCCCCUACAGCCCACCAACGGCGAGAAAGUGACAACCGACUCAACUUAUCACCCUCAAAUUGCCGCCGUGCUCCAACACAUACACAAUCGUAAGCCUACCUGUCCCUAUCAGAUCCACGGUGCAAGGAAGCACUCCCCGCCCCGAAAGUAACGUACCGACAACUCCCUGGAAAUACGUGGAGUGCUCCAGUUCCCUUGAUUACCUGGGGGCGGGGAUACGCAGCCGUCAGUACGCCAGAAGGACCGGUGUGGGUCCCAGCUCGUUAUAUACGUCCGUGGAAAGAGGACCCCACGAGCGACCCACAAGAUGGCAUGGCACCAGACCCUGAAUAA
This is a messenger RNA of Gopherus flavomarginatus (Mexican gopher tortoise), 877 nucleotides long. RefSeq names its product deoxyuridine 5'-triphosphate nucleotidohydrolase-like. NCBI's taxonomy places the organism in Eukaryota, Metazoa, Chordata, Testudines, Testudinidae. The record is from RefSeq and is a predicted model, not a curated record. The transcript has 2 exons. The coding region runs from base 75 to 695 and encodes 206 amino acids.